GCAUUAAAAUACACCAUUGUUAUAACCACAAUCAAAGAAAGUGGAAAUUGCGGAAUUUAUUAAAGAAAAUAAUAAAGUAAGUAGCAUCCCAUUCAAGAGAUGAAAAAUAGGGAGAUUUCGGUUAGCCUUUCUUACCCGUAUUAACCAUUAGCUUUGCCUACGUUUUGCAGAUUUUGAUGUAUGGAAAUAGUCAUGUUGCGAAUGUCCAUCCAAGAUUUGUUCGCGAUCAAUGGCCAUUUGGAUCUGAGUACAAUAUAGCAGUGCUCAGGGUUGCUAAGAAUGCCUUCAAUGGGUAUAACCACAUCGAUCGUAUAUUUGUCGAAAUAUAUUCGAUUCUAGCUAACACACGUUGCUUCAUACUUGGUUUUUGGUACGAUAAACUAUGCCGGUCUCGGUGACUAUGAUGACUUACCGCACCUCCUGAAUGUGAAUGUCGUUUCCGAGCAGUCUUGUGCUGCCUCUUGGUCCAGAUCUUUAAAUAAGAAAAUAACAUCACGUUUUGUGUUGCGGUCACCUUAGCUAGGAGCCUUCCCAUUGCGCAGCCACGACGUUAUUUAAAGUUGAAGGAGAUCUCCAGCACUACCGGUACGGUUGGUUCCGUUUCGCUAUGAUGGCAAAAAUGUCAAAAGGUUGCUGCAACCACACCGGCGACUAUCGACGAUUUGUGUGCAAAGUGUAAAGUGAAAGAGAAAACCGGUUGGUACGGGGAAUCGGCAAGCAAAAACCAACGUGCGUGUGUGUGUACGUGUAGGUGGCUGUGUGUUUGUGUGUGUGUAUUGGUGGGCAAGCUUGACAUAACCUCAGCAAAGGUCGCUACUCAGUUGGGUCGGAAGAAGUUGAGUAGUGAAGAAGCGCGCGCUUUCCAUCAAGUCGGUAGUGGAUGUUUGAGAGUAAAAGCAAGGAAGUAAUAUCAUAUCAUAUUUAAACCCAACGGUAAUAUCAGGUGAAAUAGGAAGCAAACAGCAAUCAGUAACGGCAGUGGUUAAAGAUAACUAGUGACAAGUGACCAUCCGGUUAGUGAGUUCCGGGUACGAAAGAAAUCCUGCGAAGGCGAAGCACUUCAAAAACAAGAUAUUUCAUUCCGGCAUAUCACGGUGUAGCGCGGAUUUUCGGGAUGGGUGUAGUCAUCAGAAAGUAACGCACAACAGCCAAAAAAAAGUUUGUUGAAUAGCAGAAUAAAAUAAACCCACAUAAAAUGUUACAACGUUGAUGGUAAAGAAGAAAGUGACCACUCUAGCAGUACUCGGAAAUUAGCGCAGUAUCAGUAGAGUUGGAAUUAGUGGAACACUACCAGCAACGGCAACGUUUCCGCAACACCCAAAAACCGCAAACACGCAUGUACCGGCCAAAUUCAACGAUUUAAGUCAACAAAAGAAAUUGCAACACAUAUCAAACACAUCACACGGUAACAGAUGCAUCAUCAAUCGGUAUUAGGCGAAGCACAGUUGGCACAGUGGUGCUAAUUUUAUGCGACGGAUCAAACUCGACGAAAAGUCGGAAUCAUUUUUUUACGGCACAUAAAAACAAACCUCAUUUCACCCGUGUGACCUCCAGCGACGGUUGGAGGGAUUGCAGUGUACAACGGAACGGAGAUGUGUACAGGUGAUCGUACGUUGUCAAAAACGUAACACUCGAUCACUGCCUGUUUUCAACCUUUCGGGUGCAACGUCUGUCUAAAUAUAAAACAAAAAUAAUCUAAUAUAAUCGCUUCAGUUGGCGAAUUAGUUACAAUAAGCAACAUCUCCUACCGAUCUUCAUCUCAAUUAUCACGAUGGCCCUGCUUGGUAGACGGAGAUCCUCCUUCCUGAAGCUAGCCGCCCUGUGCGGUGUGGUAUGGUUUAUGGCUGUGUUUGUACUCUACUCGGACGAUGCUAACCGGGCGGGCCCGAGCGGUAGCGGCAGUGGAGCGGCCAGUGGUGGUGGAGCGAUGGAAUACGAAACGCCCCGGCGAUUGCCACUGGAAGGUAUCCGGAACAAGUUCAAUCAGUUCAUCGAGAACGCACGGCUGGACGCGGAUCGGCAAGAUCCGGUAGUGCCGGAGGUGCCGGAUGUGAACUUUGUCGAUCACAACCGCUUGGAGGAGGAUGGUGAUGAAGGGGAGGCGGGAGCCGGCGGUGUUGAACCGGACGUGGAUGAACCACCGGUAGUGAAGACGGUGAAAGAAACACCAUCAAAGCCCAGCAGAGGACAAGACCAUGGAGGUGGUCUUGUACUGCCCGGUGUUAUUGCCCCACCGAGUGACGGACCGGGAGAGCUAGGAAAACCAGUCAUCCUGCCAAAGGAACUAUCGCCGGAGAUAAAGAAAAUAGUCGACGAAGGAUGGACGAAGAAUGCUUUCAAUCAGUAUGUGGCGGACAUGAUCUCCAUACGGCGAACGCUACCCGAUCCGCGGGACGCUUGGUGUAAAGAAACGGACCGAUACAUGGAAGAUCUGCCACCGACAUCCGUCAUCAUUUGCUUCCACAAUGAGGCGUGGUCCGUGUUGCUGCGUACCGUGCAUUCCGUGCUCGAUCGUUCACCCGAUCAUCUCGUGAAGGAAGUGAUACUCGUUGACGAUUUCUCCGAUAUGCCUCACACACAGAAGCAGCUGGAGGAAUACUUCCUCGCGUAUCCGAAGGUGAAGAUCAUACGGGCAGCAAAACGCGAGGGUCUUAUUCGUGCCCGUCUGCUCGGUGCUCGUCAUGCAACAGCUCCAGUUUUAACAUAUCUCGAUUCUCACUGUGAAUGUACUAUCGGAUGGCUGGAGCCACUGCUUGAUCGUAUCGCGCGCAACUCAACGACGGUGGUCUGUCCUGUAAUCGAUGUCAUCGACGACAACACGAUGGAGUACCAUUAUCGCGAUUCGGGUGGUGUUAAUGUGGGCGGUUUCGAUUGGAACCUGCAGUUUAACUGGCACGCUGUACCGGAACGUGAAAAGCGCAAACACAAGAGCCCUGCGGAACCCGUUUGGUCACCGACGAUGGCAGGCGGUCUGUUUGCGAUCGAUCGCGUAUUUUUCGAACGACUCGGCACGUACGAUUCCGGGUUCGACAUUUGGGGUGGUGAAAAUUUGGAACUCUCCUUCAAGACGUGGAUGUGCGGUGGCUCGCUAGAAAUUGUUCCCUGUUCACACGUUGGUCACAUCUUCCGGAAGCGUUCACCGUACAAGUGGCGAACGGGUGUGAAUGUGAUCAAACGUAACUCGGUCCGGUUAGCUGAGGUGUGGAUGGAUGAAUACGCCCAGUACUACUAUCAGCGCAUUGGUAAUGAUAAGGGUGACUAUGGUGAUGUGAGCACGCGCAAGAAGCUACGUGAAGAGCUCGGUUGCAAAUCGUUCCGAUGGUAUUUGGACAACAUCUAUCCGGAACUGUUCGUGCCUGGAGAUGCAGUCGCUUCUGGCGAGGUGAGAAACAUGGGUUACGGUAAUCGAACCUGUCUGGAUGCGCCGGGCGGUAAGCGGAACCUGCGGAAACCGGUCGGACUCUAUCCGUGCCACAAUCAGGGUGGCAAUCAAUACUGGAUGCUGAGCAAAACGGGUGAGAUCCGACGGGAUGAAGCGUGUCUCGAUUACGCCGGUGAUGACGUUGUACUGUACCCGUGCCAUGGUUCCCGGGGCAAUCAGUACUGGAACUAUUCGGACAACACGCACCUGCUGCGGCACGGUUCGUCCGAUCGUUGUUUGGCGAUCAACGAGGCAAAGAAUAAGCUGAUCAUGCAAGACUGCAAUUCGGCCGUUGAGGCACAACGGUGGUCCUUCCAGAACUAUGACGCCAGCAAACUGUGAGGGAACUGAUGUGACUGGCGAUUACAACACACAACGACACUAAUCCGAGCCACUCGGGUAAGAUCGAUUAGGCGUUCUGGUGCUUUAAACAAUGCCACCGGAUAAAUAGAGAGAGAGAGAGAGAGAGAGAGAGAGAGAGAGAGAGAGAGAGAGAGAGAGAGAGAGAGAGAGAGAGAGAGUUUGUGUGUCUGGAAGGAAGAGAUAGAGUGGUAACAGUUUUCUUCAAAAACAAACCCCAAUACUACUAUCGCUACCUAACACUGGAGCUAUCUCAGGAGCUAAUCUCAGGAUUUGCACCAUGAGUCUCACAGACUCUUUUCCGCGUUUGGAAUGGAAACCAGUUCCAAGUACGAAACAUAAAACCUCUACAAAAAAAAACUGCGCGCGCAAACCCUGUAUGCUUCCUUCAAUCAAUUCCAAAUCACACGUCUACAAUCCCCGAACGCCCGAACAUGAGAGAACAUAGAAUUGAUUUUAAAUUAAUGUGAUGUUUUAUAAGUGUUAGAAGACAGAAUGGCAGUUUAGUUUCCACGUUUUGUUUUAUUUUACCGUUCGAAAAUACAAACAAAAAAUGCUCCUAGCUACGAAGGAAAAGCUACAAAAAAUGGCCGUUGCCUUAUGCUCAACUUGCCAAACCUUUGCUCCCGAAAGGAAAAUCAAAACCAUUGGCAUCAUUAUGAAAUACAUAAAAAUGGGAGCAAAGUGUACGAGUCUUUUAGGCGGAAAAUGAUUGCGUGGAGCAAACAGCAAGUGGAACGUGACUUAUUUGUUUGCUGUUGUAUAUAUUUAAGUAGAAAUCGAUGCAAAAAGGAACCGAGCGAGGUGUGCGGUUUGUCCGUUGACAGAUAGAGACUUUUAUUCCAAUCGUAGAACAAGCGCAUUAGUGUCUUGAUCGUAUGUUUUGUUUUGUCUAGUUACUUUAAUUACCUUGUUUGUCCCUCCAACACGUUGCUUUGCAAUAGUGUUUUGCUAUUCACAGCAUUAUACUUUAAGGUUAAGGUUAACUUCCGAAGCGAAAGGGCUGAUUUGCUAUAUUUAAAGAAUAUUAUUGUUUAUUCUCCGUUUUUUUUCUUUUUCGUUUUGUUUUAUAGUUAGCGAAAACGUUUGCGAAAUGUGAAACGACAAAAUUAAAUAUUAUAUUUAAAUAAUUAUCUGACUGCCAUACAACAAAAGCAAGAAAGUGUAGGGAGCAAACUUCUUGCUAGCAAUAGAAAAAAAAAACAAGCGCAAGGUGUGCAAUUUGAAGGAAAAAAACAAACGAAGGAAAAAGCGUUGAGGAAGAUAGUUAAAUAAUAAACAAGAUCCUAAAGUCAAAUGCGAAAGUAAUGAGAAGAUUAAAAAACACACACAGAAACGGUAAACGUAUCAUACAAACAAUCUUGUAAAGACUUUGCUACAGAAGAUUUCAAAUAACCAAGUAAAAAAAGGAAAAGAACCAAAUUCAACGCAACGCAUCCUUUUUGCAAAUGCACACAGGACAAACAAAACUGAGAGCCGAACGAGAGACAAUCUUAAAAAAAAGAAAUACAAAACACACAAAACUCCAACGCACGCAAGCAGUACUAUAGCGCGAUCCUUCUAGUACGGAGAGCUGAUUUAAAUAACAAAGUAUUCAAUUAUAUAAAUUUCCAAAUUGAAUGUUGAGGCCGUAAAGUUUGAAACUUGCUCAAAGAUAACAAGUGCAUACAAGAAACGAAAAUCUCUGUUUGCGUUUUCUUCCAACAGAGUUACACAUUAUUUGUUUGUGAAUAGCACGAGACGUGGGAAAAGGAAAUUAUAAUUAAAAAAGAAAACCAACCGAAAAAUGUUUUUAAAACACAAGAUGAAAGCGGUUUUAUUUUGCGUCGAAAUACACAUAUCAAGGAAGAAGUAAAAGGAAACGAAACAAAACUAUUAUCUGCCGCAAAAGCGAUGAACUAAAAGUAAGAUAACAACGAUCAUUCCAUUUUUUUCGCCCAACACAAAACAAACUUACGAAAGAGUUGUGCAAUAUGUGUACGGUUUUUGAUUAGUGUAGAUAAUAGACUUUUAUCCUCAACUGGUGGUACACACAUAUCGUCAAAUUAGUAACACAAACUACAGUGGAACCACACUUACUAUCAAGAGUAACUCCUCAAACGAACGAACUUCUCUACUUCCGCUCGUAACAUAUCGAGAUUGUUGUUUUUAUUUACCUUAUUUCGUUCAUAAUGCAUAUAUCUGUACUUAUUACACUAUUUCUACAUCGUUGCAACAGUGAAACAUACAUCUUCCAACAGCAGCAACAAAAGGCAUAUCGAAAAUAGAGAAGGUUUUGAUUAAACGUUUAAACCAAUAUGCAUUCAAACAAUCACAACAAAUAUAGCUUAACGUUGAUUUUAUGAUGUUUGAAAGACACAGUUAGCUUUUAGCGAAAAUGUUUCGUUUUGUUUUCAUCCUAUUGUCAUUUCUCAUAAGGCAUGAGUUAGUUCAAUUGUGCAGGAAAGCGAGUGUGCAGUUACGUAUGGAAAGCAAACCCACAACAUCCCAAAUAGGAGCUAUAUUUAAACCAUAAAACAGGAGAAAUGCUAACAUUUCUCUUAAUGUGCCUUUUAAAAUUCAUGCAUUACGCACCUACAGUAGGGCAUUCGCCAGAGAAGGUACUAGAGAGAAAAGGAGCGAAAGAUCGAUAAUACGAUCGGGAGCAUUUUCCCAAAAUCCACUCCCUGUAAAGUCACAGUUUCCAAAAACAGCAAAAAAAAAAGAAUGCGAUAAAUGCGAAGCAAAGGAAAUGGACAAGGAACGAAAUGGUUUCCAAGUAAUAGAGCGCAAUGAAAUAAUUCCUUCUCCAAUAGACUUCCACGAUCGGGAUAGCAAGGUGUAUGUGUAUAACAACCGAUUAGCUCAUAUAGAUAUAUAUUGAAACUAUUUUUAGUUUGAUCUUAUACAACCGAACGCAAAACAGUAUGUCAUCGUUUUAUCGUAUCAUCGUGGCAAUUGUACUUUAAUAGGAAGAAAAAGAGAGAGAGAGGGAGAGAAAACUCAGAUGCUAUCGUUGAAAGGAUAUCUAGAAAUGGGAGGGGAAAAAACAUGUAAAUAGUAAAGAAAAACAAUUGAAAAGUAGGAAAUAAAACAAAAAGAUGAGAAAAAUCUUUAUCGGUAACGUAUAAAAACAAAACAUACACAUAUCUUUUAUGAAGAAAUAAAAAACACACACAAACACAACAUUUGCAUUAUAGAAAAAACAGAAACAGAUAAAAUAUAAACAAGAAGAAGAGAAAAAAAAACAUAAAACAAAAACUACUGAAGAAAACAAACGUGUGUGGAUAAAAAAACAUUAAAAACAUCGAUAUCUAAUAAUCAAACAAGAAAUCUGGUUUUGUAGUGGAACUGAAAUGAAAUAGGUUUUUUUUUCUUCUUCGUUGAAUCGUCAAAAGGAAAAAAAAGGAAAGGAUACAUCACACCUUUUUACACAUUAGGCUCACAUCGUUCGAAGCUACUACCGAUCCUAUCGCUUGUACCCUCCUAUCAUUGGUGUAGCUAUUUGUGCAAGUCACACGUAAUAUAUGAAGGUAGAGAAUGAUGAAGUAAUGAAAAAUUUUGUAAACAAAAAACGCAAACGUAAACAUCGAAGCAAACGAUACAACCGAAACGUUCAACAGUUAGGGAGCGGUCCACGGAUCAUAAAACAGCCAAAUGGUUAGUAGCAGAAGAAACAUAAAAAACGGCACAAACUACUACCGAGUUAAGAAGGACAACAAAGUGUAACAAUAAAGUAAUAAACGAAAUUUAUUUGGAAAAAAA
Molecule: messenger RNA, 7525 nt
Organism: Anopheles funestus (African malaria mosquito)
Lineage: Eukaryota; Metazoa; Arthropoda; Insecta; Diptera; Culicidae
Gene: Pgant9
Product: putative polypeptide N-acetylgalactosaminyltransferase 9
Exons: 11
Coding region: 1772-3763 (663 amino acids)
Cellular component (GO): Golgi apparatus
Source: RefSeq, a predicted model, not a curated record